This is a messenger RNA of Dermacentor silvarum, 2329 nucleotides long. Its product is annotated as pancreatic lipase-related protein 2-like. The record is from RefSeq and is a predicted model, not a curated record. Gene Ontology annotation, molecular function: lipase activity. The transcript has 10 exons. Lineage: Eukaryota; Metazoa; Arthropoda; Arachnida; Ixodida; Ixodidae. The coding region runs from base 1 to 1416 and encodes 471 amino acids. Gene Ontology annotation, biological process: lipid metabolic process.
AUGGCCUUCAACGUCCACUUCAAGAAGGUUCUGGCUCGUGGUCAAAACAAGCGAGCCAUCUCGGGCCCGUCGCUGGACACCCGGUUCCGGCUGUUCACCCGCCAGAACCCGCACAAGCCGUACUUCCUGUUUGCCGCGGAUCGCGACAGCAUCCUCAACUCCACCUUCAGCGCAAAAUGGGACACCAAAAUAUAUAUCCACGGAUACCUCAACAGCGGGAAGCUCCUCGCUCCAGAAAUGGAGCUGAAGGACCGGUUCCUUGUACGUGGCGAGUACAACAUCAUCAUGGUGGACUGGGGCCGCAAGUCGCAAGACCUGUACGGCCGCGUAGUUAACCAAGUGGUUCCUGAAGUAGGACAGCAGCUGGCAGCCUUCAUCCGCGUCGUUCAGAAUGCUACUGGAGCCAACUGGAAGAGCUUCCACCUGAUUGGCUGCAGCAUAGGUGCCCACGUGGCUGGCUUUGCCGGGAAGUAUCUCAAGGGUCAAAUUGGACGCAUCACUGGCCUGGACCCCGCCUCGCCACGCUACAAGAACCUGCCUCCGCAGAAGCGACUCUCACGGACGGACGCCGACUUUGUGGACGUAAUUCACACUGACAUCUACGGCGUGGUUCCCUUCGGAGGCUUCGGACUGAAGGAGCCGAUAGGCCACAUCGACUUCUUCCCCAACGGCGGUGACAGGCAACCAAACUGCUCCAGAGCGGACCUUCUGUGCGAGCAUUUGCGUUCGUACGACUACUACAUGGAGACAAUCGCGACGGCGGCACCGUGCGCCAUGGUGGGCUACGUGUGCACCGACUGGUCCUCGUUCGUGGCCGGCCGCUGCACCGACUGCGGGCCGCGCAACGAUGGCUGCCUGCGGUUCGGCGAGCCCGCGGCGCAACACCGGGCGCUGGCCGAUGCCUCGCGCUCCGUUCUCGUCUACCUGCGCACGGCCGGCUACUACCCGUACUGCGUGUACCACUACGAGGUGAGGUUGGAGGUGAUUGCGGAUGUGGCUAGCCGAUUCAGCCUGGACAACUCGUCGCUCACAGUCACGCUGGGACCCAAAGUGAAGCUGCACAUACCUCUCGUCGCCGAUGUCGCCACGCCGGAGCACAGUGGUCUGCGCCGGGAUGAUGUUGGCGACGUGCUGACCGACUUCAAGCUGCAACCGCCGGCUGUGCGCAGCUACACACGGCUCGCCACCAGCCUGGAACCCCUGGACGCGCUGCGCGAGGUCACUGUGGCCAGCGCCAGAGGCGACCACUUCGGCACCCUCGAGUCGCUCGUCAACUUCGUGCACAUGAAGCCGAUGAACCACGCUAGUCAGAGGGAACAGAUUGAAGGCUCCAAGCUGUUCUGCCCAGUUGGCGGCACAGUGGUGCACCCGAGGCACUCCGUGCUCACUCUCACCGCUUGCACGGGAGCUGCGUGACUGCGGACGUGGCUUUACGGAGGCAAACAUCAGUGCAGUCUUCAACACUGGCCAGGCGGUCUGAAGAAGGAAGCUAUCUUCACCGUCAUGGCCGCGUUGGACACUUGCCUUGGGCCCGGGUCGAACGCUACAGCCACCAACUUUUGGAGGAGUAGACAAAAACUAUUUCAUGCUGGGCUGUUACGAUGAAAAUACCAUGGCAGAACUUCCCAUGCGCAGUGUUUAUUGAUGGGCACAAAGAAUAGGGUUACAGACACUUCCAUGUGAGGUGCUAACAGCGUCCCCACAUGCAACAGUUACGCAAUCUUCCUGUUAGUAGCCAGCCAUAGCGAAAGUAGGGCCUGUCUUACACUGUAUAAAUGCAAAUAAGCCGAAAAGGGUAUUCUAAGGACUCCCUUGAGACUACAUGCCUGAAAGCCGUGCUCCCUUACAGUACGUGGUGCACAAAUGUUCAGCGCCCUCCAUUUUUCUCACUCGCAAAACAGGGAUGACGAAAGGAGCGACAGCCUCAACUUUACAACAUUUUAAAGAGGGAGUUUACAAGAGAGAAGACUCCCUUUAGCGUAAACGGAGUUUUAUUUCUUGUUCUCUGUGUUAUUUUAUUUUAUUUUAAGCAUGCGUGUGAAGUAAACGAGCAAUGAGAGAUAUAGUGUCCAAAUGUUUCUUUUUUCUUACUGCAAAAUUAAACAUUUCCAGAGUGCUAGUGAAACUUAUCAAAGCAAUAUAAUUUACGAUUUAUUUGUCUCGUCGACCACAAUGUCCUGUCGCCCUGCAAGGUCGCCCCCGACACCUGACUUUGGAAGUGCGGCCAUGCAGGGCUUCAACGGCUUCGGUCACAGAAUUUUCUUGCUUCUGUUUGCUCUCCUGUAAACUGAAACUGAAACUGAAGUCUAAGCUCGCGAAGCGGUAUACU